AUGCUUUCUGCGCCUGUGUGCCGACGUUGGAUUCCGUGCAGCCCGGAAAGGCGACGGAGGCUGGCGACGUUGGUGACGCGCCGGGCAGUCCCAACGCCCCCCAUCGUUCCCACAAUCACAGACUUGCGUCUACACCAUCCGCAAGGUUACGAACAUGAGCCUUUUGUAUUGCUCCUGCCUGCUUGUCCCACUGGUUGUCUCUCGCGGCGCAAUCUGACGCGCCGGACAGGCGCCACAUCAUGGGAGGUAAACACUUCGCCACCUUCAGCUUCCAUGCUCUCACCAUCCCAUACGUGUAUCAACAAUGCGAAGACAAACACCAAAUGUGUCAGCAGAUGCACCCAUAAUUAUAGCAGCUUGCAAGAGCCAACGACACCGGCGAUGGGGAGAGGCGACUCCACGCGCACUGCAGACCGCGCGCACAGUGGGGAGGUGAGCAAUCACGUCCACAGAUUCCGUGACCAGCGGUCCAUUGGGACAUUUUUGGGGGAAGACGGGAUGGCUCACUGGGAGGCAGUAGGAUUCCCGUUCCAUUUCGAAGGAUCCGAGUCGGACGGCCGUCACGCGGCUGGGGAGCCGGCGCGACAACAGAGCCCCUCGAGAAGUCGAAACAACGUGUCAUUAAACAAAAGCUUCAUCUUCACAGAUAGGGCAGUCAACGGCUUGUAA
This is a messenger RNA of Westerdykella ornata, 669 nucleotides long. RefSeq lists its product as uncharacterized. The transcript has a single exon. The record is from RefSeq and is a predicted model, not a curated record. The coding region runs from base 1 to 669 and encodes 222 amino acids. NCBI's taxonomy places the organism in Eukaryota, Fungi, Ascomycota, Dothideomycetes, Pleosporales, Sporormiaceae.